UGUAAUUACUCUAAGACCCAUUAAGUUACCGCAUAUAUAUUCGAUAUUAAAAAGAUUUAUUACAAUGAAACAGUCAAAUUAUCACUAUCGUGGUGAUGGCGAAUGGUUAAAAUGUUUCUGUGUUGUACUUGCGCGAGUUUCAACUUGAGAACAAUGAGGCGAAAGUAGCUGGAAACAUAAAUUUCUGAUUUACAGAAGAUCAAAAGCAUCGUCUAUCCCAUCUCAGAGUACGGCAAAUUAUCUCGGUAGAUGAAGAAUACCCAACAACUUUGUACAAUUCUGGAAUAAUACAGCUAUUUUAAUUAAAUUUGCCACGCUUGAAAAAAACCAUGUAUAUUCUCCUGAAGCUUUAUUUUAUUAAAACCAAAAUUUCAUAUGCUGCAGCCUGAUACGUACAUUUUUGCGAGUGCUUGCUCCCUAAACUCUCGAGAAACUUUGUUUACGCGCGACAGGUGGCGAGGAACGUGAUCAGCCAACAAAUUACACGUUUCACUUUCCUUUGUAACACGGCGAGCGCAUAUGAUGGACCUGUAACGAACACGGGAAGAAAAUUUACCGAGGACACGUAAAUAUCGAGGAAAAUUCUAGAUAUGCCGUGUUUGGCGCCGCGAGAUAUCGGACGAGCGACGAACGGGGCGCGCGUGUUCCAGCUUGCAGCUAUUUUUAUUCAUUAUUCUCGGUCUGUCAGCAGGUGUAUUUGAGCGAAGGGAACAAGAUGGGCGAGAGAAUGAAUCUCCGGCCCGUUUCAAAUAUCGAUCGAAAUGUAACACGCCACGGAAUCUAUUAACGUUUCCCUGGCAAUAUCGCAUUCUCCAUCUUAAAGAACAGAUUGAAUUCCGUGCGAUUCCAGCAGACGAAGCGUGCCUUCAUUUCGCCAUGGAUCAUUGCUUACGAUAAUACGGUUCCCGAGCAACGAAACAACGAAGAAUCGGAACAUGAAAUCGACAGAAAUUAAUCGUACUUUCUUUUUUGAUGUCACGACCUUCUGCUUUUACACGUAGCACCUCUUUCGACAACGCUGGCUCGAAGAUGAAAUUCGAUAAAUUUUCCGGUAUAGAAAAAUUGCUGGCAAACCGAUCGACAUUGAUAACCAACGAACGUGUUCGUUCGAGUUUAGGGAGCAGGUGGCUCGAAGGAGAAAAUUGGCUACGAGAUUCUAUGAAAAUAGAAGACGCGAAGUACGCUAAUUAUAUACCUUCAUAAAGGGAGCAGGCUCGACAACAUGAAUUCGAGCGGGGAAUCUAGCGGCACGAUGACCGAAGACUACGAGGUAACAGGCUGCGGCCCGUCGGAAGAGGAAACAGGAUCAAACUUGCCAGUUUGGGAAGCCGCAGCCGCCUCUUUGACACUAGGCUUCCUCGUUCUGGCUACGGUACUCGGCAACGCGUUGGUGAUCCUCAGUGUGUUCACCUACAGACCUCUGCGAAUCGUUCAGAACUUCUUCAUCGUCUCGCUGGCGGUCGCCGAUCUCGCGGUCGCCAUUUUAGUGAUGCCUUUCAACGUCGCCUAUCUUCUUCUGGGCAAGUGGAUCUUCGGUAUACACCUUUGUAAACUGUGGUUAACCUGCGACGUGCUCUGUUGCACCGCAAGUAUACUGAAUCUGUGCGCGAUCGCGCUCGAUCGUUAUUGGGCUAUCACCGAUCCUAUCAAUUACGCGCAGAAACGAACGCUGAAGAGAGUUCUAGCGACGAUAGCGGGCGUGUGGAUAUUGUCCGGUGCGAUCAGUUCGCCGCCUUUGAUUGGUUGGAACGAUUGGCCGGAAGAAUUGGAGCCAGGGACACCCUGUCAGUUAACCAGAAGACAGGGCUACGUGAUUUACUCGUCGUUAGGCUCGUUCUUUAUUCCUCUGUUGUUGAUGAGUCUGGUGUAUCUCGAGAUCUUCCUAGCGACGAGAAGAAGACUGAGAGAACGAGCCAGGCAAAGUAGAAUAAACGCCGUGCAAUCCACCAGACAUCGCGAGGUGGACGACGCGGAAGAGUCUGUCAGUUCGGAAACUAACCAUAACGAAAGAUCGACGCCUCGAUCGCACGCCAAACCAUCGUUGAUCGACGACGAACCGACCGAGGUAACGAUAGGAGGUGGCGGCACCGUGACCACGUCCUCCUCCAGGAGGACAACCGGUGGCCGAGCACCGGCGACAACCACCACCGUGUAUCAAUUCAUCGAGGAACGACAAAGAAUCUCGUUGUCGAAGGAGAGACGGGCUGCGAGAACGCUGGGCGUGAUCAUGGGCGUUUUCGUUGUCUGCUGGCUACCAUUCUUCCUCAUGUAUGUGAUCGUACCGUUCUGUCCGGCUUGUUGUCCAUCGGAUCGGAUGGUCUAUUUCAUCACGUGGCUCGGUUACGUGAACAGCGCGCUGAAUCCGCUCAUCUACACCAUCUUCAAUCUCGACUAUAGAAGAGCGUUCAGAAAGCUGCUGCGCAUUCGUUGAAUCACGAACCGGCUGCUUAGUUCUAUUCCGAGACUGUGAGAGACAUAGUUGUUCGUUCUUGUUGCCGUUACGCUCGCCGAGUACACCGUGAACGACAGCGAAACUUCGACCCGCCUGAGAACGGUCGUCGAGCAAGACGACAACAACCACGCGAACAUCGCAGUUCGACCGGAGUUUUUCCGGACCGAGAUCGAGGACGAUGAAGGCGGAUGCGCUGGUCGAUCAGCCACGCUACCACCAUCGUCGUUUCGCACUUUUUUUCGCGCCACGAGACGGUAUAUGGCUUCGUGGUUCCACGAUGCUACGAGGUCAUGGACAAAUUUGAACGAAAACGUGUUUCGCGUUUGCUGAGUGAAAAUCUAUCGGUACAUGGCGCGGACGACGACGUAUCGCGACGGCCGUGCACAAUUUACAGACGUUAGAUGAAUUUUCAAUGGCACGAACGUCGAUUUUACCCGGACGAGAUAACGAGAGCGAAGCAAACUGCGAGUUCCAAUCGCGCGGCAUAGAUUAAGCGACCAAACGGCGAACACGAUAGUCUAAUUUACCGGCGAUAUUCUCGCAAAAGGUCGUUUCAUUAAAGUUGUUCCAUUAAUUCUGCAAAGCGAGCGAGGGAGCAAGGCGCGCGGAUAAGGAAUCUUAAGGAAAUGAAAUCUCCAAGCUGGAUGGUCCCCCGAUCGUUCGUUCCUUUCGUUGAGCGUCGUUACUUGGGUGCUUUAAGUCGUAGAAUAAACUCGCAGUGGACCUUCGUUUCGCGAACAAUCACAGCAGAACGAAUUCGAUCCGUUCAACGCUCGUUCGAUCGGUCGGUCGGGCUCGUCCAAACAGGUAGUCGAUUCACUCCGAUGCAUUGAAUAGGCAACGUUUUCAAGUAGUAUGAGUCGCGUAGAGAUUCGACCGCGGCGUCGAGUCGAUCGUUCCAUUUUCUAUCGAGUCUCGUAAAAUAUCGCUCCCCUGGGAACAGAAGAAUUUCAAGAUGCCUGAUGAAUCGAUGGGAAUACGAGCCUUUCGAAUUUCCUCUUCGCGCAGCUUUCCAGCUUUUUUCUCGCGAUACUCGCGGAUAAAGAGUCGAGAUUCGUUUCCGCCUCUCCUUUUCUCCAGUUCGAUCGAGUUCUAAAAUAAUACGAGAGAAGGUGGAAACGAUGGAUCGGACGACGACGCGUCGAUGAGAACCGAAACACGGCCAGUGCGUUCUUCUCGUUUGCCACUCUCAAAGAGAUUCUCGUUUACGAAUAGGAAUUUUCUACGAAAUCGACCAAGACGAUUAAGACGUUUAGAAGAUAGAAUAUACGUUUCCUAGGGUGGUAUACGCGCUCGUAAUGUAACUCACUUACCGAAUGAGAUCGUGCACAAGGCGGAUACAACUCGUUCGAGAUUCUCUGGCGCUCUUUUAAUAGCAAAAAACGAGCGGGGAUUAAUUCGCGGAACAAUAGACACGGUUACCUCCCUCUUUGCCGAUGAUCGUUCUCUUAAAUAGUCCUCGUAAAAAGAACGUUUUGUUUAAAGUCAGCUGCUUCGCUUCGUCCACGUUCAACCUUGCAUUCUUCAAAGAAUCUUCUGGACAAAGUGUCGCCGAGACUUCUAAAUUCAUGGUCGGGCAACCGGUUGAAAAUAUCUCGAGACUCGACAGUUGCAAUCGAAUCGAGGUUGGACUUUUUUUUUUAGAAAUUACUUUUUAAUUAGAUAAGCAAUGUUAAGCUAUCGAGUUCGGGUAAUUCUUUGUAUCGGUGAUGGUUUGCUGUUAAUUUUGAAAGGAAGCGUUCGAAAUCGUCGAACAGGUUAAUUUUUGUACCGAUAGAGAAAUCUCGCACAUAUAUCCGUAGAAUCGAGAACGGGGUAUGUGAUGGACGAGUGGAGCUCGUUAGCCGGGUCGUUGUAACGAGAUCAACGUGGUUGAUUGUUGUCGAUUUUUCUUGGAGCGUGGUCGAGGUUUCGAGGAAAAACUUUCACUGGAGCAUCGAUCCUCCCAGGAGGAGAAAAAGCAAAGAGCAAAGAGUUUGGUAUUUUCUUGGCAACGAUAACGAGCGAGAGAUGUCGCGCAUUCUUAAAUGUACGGUAGACGUUACUCGCUCCGUUCGUUAUUAAUCGCAAGUGUUAUGGUUGUGAAUAUCGAUAACGAAGAAUCCAAGUGCGAGAAGAAAAAGUUUACCGUUAAUAGAGAAGAAGAAAAAAAGGUGAAAAAAGCGAGCUAAGGAAAGAAAAAGGACGCGUCGCGUCGGUUCGCUAUCGACGAGGACGUCAACGAUUCAACGCGAAGUUACGUUCGUAACACGUAUAGACGCACCAAAGGAAGAAAUUAUGCGACACGAGUAGGACAAUGUUGCGGCUGUCUGCAUGUGUCUGUGUAUAAAAAUUAUAUGUAAGUCGCCUCCAGUCUUCUUUCCACGAGCAGCGAUAGCGAGCACACGAAUCGUGCACGAAACGGAAGCGCUCGUACGCGAAGAAAAUCGAAAAAGUUGCCUCUUCGUGCCUCAACGUUCGCCGGUCCUUUAAUUAAGUAAAAGCUCUGGCGUUCGUCGAGCGUGAAAAAGAAAGCCUCGUAUACUCGAUACAUAUCGAUGGUUCGGACAGUGAAUAACGAUACGCGAUCGUUUACCGAGCACAGCGAUUCGUGGUAUAAUAAUAUAAUGGUACGCGCGAAUCAGUUCGUUAAUAGGACACGGGGAACAACGCGCGCCGCUGAUGAAACACGGCAUAACGUAUCGUCGUAUCGGCGAAUGAUUGAAGCGCGAGGAGUUAAAUUAAAACGAGUCGUUACCGAUCAACGAGGGAACAGGUGACACGUUUACCGUCCCCUCGAGUGUCGCGCCAAAUCGAAUAAAGUAACGGGAAAGUUAAAAAGGUAUAGAAUGGAGGGAAAAAGAUAAAAAAAGAAAAAGAAGAGAGAAAAACACAUGGCAAAAAAGAAAAGUAUCAGCGGCAGACGUAUCGUAGGUUACUGAUGCGAAAAGAGAUCGCGCGAAAGGCUGGUUAAUUCAAAAAACUCGACCUCGUCACCAGGGCGCUCUAUAAUAAGGUUGUGAUAAGGUUGUGAGAACACGUUCGUAGCCGUGCUACGGACGCUACAAGAUUUUUAAUUAUUAGGAUAGACAAAUGAAUAUUACUUUAUUCGUGGCACUGUCCAAACGCGGCACGAAUUCCUAUCCAAGAGUGAAUUAAGCGCGACUUUUCAACAGUUUUAAUUGGACGUUGAAUCCGAUCCCAGAUCUGCGUUUCUUUAAUCCUUUGCGUGGAUUUCCCUACGUUCUCGUUUCUUGCCUCGCUCUCUUCGCUUUGUCCUCUCCGUGUCAUCCAAUCGUCGUCAAGGUUACGAUCUUCUCUCCGUUCUCUUCCUCGCUUUUAAAAAUCACAAAUUUUUUCUUUUUCGUCUUCCGACUCUCCCCUUUUCUUUGUCUCGCUUCUUUUUCUUUUUUAUUUUAUACGCGUUUGUCCUUUUUUACGAUAAUAGAUUCUGGUAACGCGACAGUGAAUAUUACGAGAAGCUGACUCGAUUUCCAGCAAAGCUGGACUUCACAUUCUCUCGAAGUGCUCGUAAAACGUAAGCUAUAUCGCUCCCCUUCCAUCCCUGUUAAGCUCGGGAACGACGAGUCAGACUCGGUUAUCGCAAAUUUUCUCCAUUACCACUUUCACGUCGAUCGCAUACAUUCGAAUCGUUGACCAUACGAAGAGCGAAUUUCGCGAGCCACUGGUCACCGAUGAGACCGUUGUUCCUUUGCUUUCUCUAAUCAGCUAUUCCGAGACAAUUACUCGCUGCUACGUUAUUUCGACGAGACCGCCUUCUCUCUUGUUAGCUAUCUCAUUUAUGCAAGCUUUCGCAUUAUCUUUUUAAUACCAGCGAUAUUAUCUCGUUUUUAAUUCUCUUUUCCAACGGAAUAUCCGACGGUAGAGCAACACGUGUUACAACGCGUUCGCAUUUAAAAACGACCAGCGAUCAAUGCGCGAUACCCGCAUCGUAAAAAAGAGCUACGGGAAAUUUGUUCGCUGGUCGAUCUUUCUAUCGUUCGCUGUUCCAUCGAAGAAGAACGAAAGAAAUAUGCCAAACGAGAGACGCGAGCAAAAAACAAAUAAAAAACAUGAGAAUUGAAAAAAAAAAAGUACAUUUUACACAGCGUCCGGAAAAUCGUAUUUCCUGACUGACUGAUGCGUACGGGACGUGUUUUAUUUUUCACGGAAGGACACGUUUUCACCGGUUAUUUUUUCUUUUUUUUUCGAUUGUACGAAACAUUCGUUGCAGGAAAUACACGCGUGCCAUGGGCAAACGUGGCUAGAAUUAGCGUAAUUACGCGUUGUUGUACAAUUAGAAAAUUGUUUCGAACAAUAUCUGCCCCUACCAAUCGAUUCGUUCUCGUCCGUUUCCAUUUGUUCCUUCGUGUCCUGGCAGUUUGCGUGCCCUUUUACGCUUGUUUCACCGAUAGCCCGCGACAGCUCCGACGAAUAGUACACUCUCUUCACUGUCUUGUCGAACAACCGAACUGCGCCCAUAGAAUUUCAAAUUACUCGAUCCCGUAAUUCCUCUCCCUAUUUGUUUUUCUUCGCCUAUCUUUCCCGAACGUUUCGCCGGAAUUAUUCCAUCGCGAAACGACGCCGAACGAAAUCAAUUUCGUUCCAACGUUUUCAUCCCAGUCCUGUUGACUAAUUCGACGCAAACGGUGUAUUUCUUUCGUCGGUCGAAGGAAUUAGAGUCCGUCCCCCGAAUAAUACUUUCGAUAUUUAUCGAAACUUUUUACGUACGUAUAUAUACGUUGCAAUCACUUUCUAGAAUCUACACGGAUGUGUAACGUAUCGUUUAGAUGAGAGGCGAUCGUCUUCUAGCGGGGAAAAUGAUCGAAUUCGUAAGAUUUUGCUUGUCGUAAGAUCUCGCUGAUGGUUCUUGGAUGGGAAGUUCGGCAGUGCGUAGAAAUAUUAUUGUACUACAUGAUAUAUUACAUUAAAGCAUUGCAUUUACUUGUACAUCGGUAUCAGCAGAUUGAUUAUCGAGAAACGUAUCGCGGAUCGACGCGCAGGAUAAAUUCCUUCGUCCAUUUCUCUUUCUUCUAUAUCUCUUUUCACCAUUUACCUCUUUCCUCUUUGCCGAUCGUAUGCUUUGCAAAAUCGACCAGCAUACGGAUAUUUUUAAGAAAUUCUGUCCGAUUCGCGGCUUUUUUCCGCGACUGUUUUUUAUACGUUCGCCACACGAAAAGAAGCUGCAAAUUGAUCCGCGAUAUUCCACGACGAUCUUAUAUAUAUAUACAUAUAAAUUAUUACGUAAAAUUGGGCCUGGUCGCCCGAUCGAGAGAAACACUACGCUAGAUACGUAUAACAUAUACAUAAAUAUAUUAUAUAUAUAUAUAUAUAUACACAUCUAGUUAUUAAACUAAUACUCCAUUGGUUGUGAUUUACAAGUAUAGCAAUACAACUCGAGUCCGGCGAACCGAUUCGCGCCAUGGAGCUUCUCUCUCCGAACGAAUUUAUUACAUUAAACGCGUGUCCCGGUGGAGCGAAUUUUUCGAGGACGUUUAACGUCGAGCGUAAUUUUACAGACUUGUCUCCUAAUUUAAAAGCCCGUGUUCGCAGUUUAAAAGUAGCCAGUAAACCAUCCAAGUAAUUUAAGACUACGCCCGCGUCGUUUAACGAUAGCCAUUCGUUUGGUACGUUUUGUGCAUUUGUCACUUGUAAAUCCGUUACAACGGAAAAUAGAAAAAUUCGUACGCUUGAAAAGCAUGCACACCGUUCGUUAUACCGUAGAUAACAUUAUAACCGAAACAUCGCGCGACAAACGCGUACUCUAAAUCAACGGAUUUUUAUCUGCCCUCCCGAUGUUAAUUAAAUAUUCACGCGAGGACACGCUGAUGAAAUAAAAUCGUUGACGAAGUUAGCCCACCCUGCCGCCGCAUUUCAAGCGUGUUCGUUUGCAUAUAAAAAUUUCAAAAAUACCUCGAAACGUGGUUCUUGCUCUUUCGAUCGCCGUUCCCGCGACAAGCUUGCUUUCAAAUCCGCUUGAUAAAUUCUCGUAAACCCGUUCGUUGCGGCUCGAUCGUCGCGCACGAGGACGAGAUUGCUCGCGAACGUUCCUGGCAAACGGAGAAUUUUCUUCAGCCAGUAGCCCAAACUCGAGCAUAGCGACCGAUCGACCAUCGGCUCCUUCGAACGCGCUUACCAAAUAAUCGGCAACCUCUGCGUACGCGCGUGCUUUGAUCGAUGUCACUGUCGAUCGCGAAGGUUUUAACGAACUCGAACGAUUACAUUCGUCGAUACGAAGAAAGAAAAAACAAUGAAUCUCGAUCGUACGACGAGUGGCAUCUAGUUUUAUUUAAGACGAAGGGCAAAGGAGAAAAGGCUCCGAUCGCGCCCCGGAAGCACGGACCAUCGAGCGUUCAUGCGAGCCUGCCGCUUGAGUGUGUAAAUAUUCAAAGAAUAUCGACGAAGAAGAUACCAAAAAAUGCAUUCGUGUAGGUGUACAACUAGUAUGUGGAGCGUAGCGUGAAUGGUAAAUCGAUCGAAGCGAUCGUCGGUUGUCUUCUCGAACGUGGGCAACCUUGUUAAACCGGAAGCGAAAAAAUCACUGUCGAUGCAUCGGAGGACGCACGGAAUUUCCACGCGGAUGCAGCGUGGCAAUUCUUUAAACGUUUCACGUAUAUUCGAUCUUCGUUAUUGGCGCGCAUUCGCUACUUUGAAAAAGUAGAAGAAACGGAAUAAAGUAAAAGGAAAGAGCAGAGGAGAGAUACACAGAGUGGGAAUUUUCAAGCUCGUACGAGAUUCGUUACUUUCGGACCGAAUACGCCUCUCUGUGUCAUCCACGAAGCCCCAAUAUCGCAAAGUGCCCUUCGCGGUGAAUCACUUUAAUUAUUUUCAAGCCGGAAGUCCCGCGUAUCUAAUUUCCAUAUUUCGUAUUUCGCGUUUCACGUGGAUUAACCCUGCACCACCACCAUCACCGGAGUGGCGUAUAGACAGCUCGACUAUACGGUUCUCGUCCAAUUUUACGACCUUUAAGCUUCGUUUGAAUACGCGAUCCUUGAACAAACACGCGAAAUGCGUCGGAUCUAACCAGAUUUGCUAGAAAACUUUGUUCACAGUCUCUUUCCUUUAUACUUCUUUUUCUUCUUUUACCACAGACGUGGUUCUCUUUGCUUAAAUUCCGUCGAACAACAAUUAUUUUGCCAAUAGCUGUCUUAUUUAUUCGCGCGAUUCUUCGUUAUUCGCGUAUUGCUCGUUCCUAUCUCAUAGGAAAUGGCGCGACCAAUCAUUUCUGCUAUAUCUCUGCAUCGGAAUAUUCGUGUCAUAAUUAUUCCGAGAAUAAACGCGUUACAUUUCCAUAGCAAUAUUUUUAAUCGCUGAAAUACGCAGGGUUUAAUUACACGGAAAUUAUGCGCGACGAUUUUUUUAAAAGAUCGUUCGUGGAUAAUAGGGGAAAAAAUAGGGGAAACACGGUUGUUAUCGUUGUCCAUUGCGAACGGUUUUUGACUCUGGAUUUUCGUGCGUCCGCCGUGUGAACGAAAAAUGAGAAAGAAAUAAAAAAGAUACGCAAGAAAAAAUAUGUAUAUAUAUACACAAACACACACGCGCACACACGCAUACCAGUAUAUACCAGUAAAAUGUGGAAACCCUU
Bombus terrestris (buff-tailed bumblebee) is the source of this 10016-nucleotide messenger RNA. RefSeq names its product putative tyramine receptor 2. Gene Ontology annotation, cellular component: membrane. The coding region runs from base 1223 to 2431 and encodes 402 amino acids. The transcript is spliced from 2 exons. Gene Ontology annotation, molecular function: octopamine receptor activity. The record is from RefSeq and is a predicted model, not a curated record. Lineage: Eukaryota; Metazoa; Arthropoda; Insecta; Hymenoptera; Apidae. Gene Ontology annotation, biological process: adenylate cyclase-activating adrenergic receptor signaling pathway.